Ipomoea nil (Japanese morning glory) is the source of this 2246-nucleotide messenger RNA. RefSeq lists its product as uncharacterized. Lineage: Eukaryota; Viridiplantae; Streptophyta; Magnoliopsida; Solanales; Convolvulaceae. The record is from RefSeq and is a predicted model, not a curated record. The transcript has 8 exons. Bases 211 to 1911 code for a protein of 566 amino acids.
UGACGAAGGACGGAAGGACAGAACAUCAUAUGAUUUAACAAUGGCCACGCUCCCCCAUAGGCCAUAGUUGUCCCAAAAGACCUGACACUUUUUGGGCAUUGUACGUACAAAUGUACAAUAAAACCCUGCAGGAAGUUGAAAAAGGAAGAAGAACUCGCAGUAACCGCAUCAUUACUCUCUCUUUGAGCUGGAAGUGAAGGCAAAUUAGCAAUGCCGGAGCUAGGGUUUCAGGAUCACCGGUCCGGCUUCAGACCGCGGGACGUCAGUCCGGAUUCUGUUAUCUUCACAGCCGACUCCAGCUUCAGUCUCUUCUCCUCCGCUUCCGGCAGCGCGGAACGCUGCUCCUUCGCCUCCGACGACUCCUGCUUCCACAAUCCUCCUCAAUCGCAUUUGACAGCACAUGAAAUCCGUGAGGCUUCAUGUGAUCCAGCUCCAGAUCCAAACAAACCAGUUGUAUCCAAGAAUAAUCACUUUGGCAAAAAAGGAAAAGUGAAAGUUCAAAAAGCAGACAGCAAGGAAGCUGAUACAGAGGAUGAAUAUCUGGCUUUUGGUUCUUCAAGAAGAUCCUUCUCUCAAGCUCUUAAAGAAUGCCAAGAAAGCAGGUAUAGAUCUGAAGCUGUAUUGAACAAAUCAGAUAGGCAAAGCCUGGCUUCAUUAGAUCUGAAAAACUCUGUGAUCAAUGCCACAAUUUCAUCUUCACCGCGAUUUGGAGUCAUGAAGAAAGAAUCUAUCACUGGCCAUUCUGGUGCAUUUCCGAGCCCUGGAACUCCAAAUUACCGCCAUUCCAGUGCAGGGAUUCAGAAAGGCUGGACUUCAGAGCGUGUGUCGUCACAUACAAGUGCAAAUAGGAGUAAAUGCAAUACUUUGUUGCUGCCUUUUAAUAAUGGAAGGAACUUACCUUCGAAAUGGGAAGAUGCAGAGAGAUGGAUCUUUAGUCCAGUAUCAGGAGAUGGUGCAACGAAGACUUCAUUGCAGCAGCCACAGAAGCAGCGCAAAUCCAAGAGUGGGCCACUUGGCCCCCCCGGGGCUGCAUACUACUCGUUAUAUUCUCCAGCAGUGCCUGUCUCUAGAGGAAAAAGUAUAGCAAAUUCUCCUUUUUCUACAAGGGUGAUGAAAACCGAUGGUUUAUCAAUUCAUGAUGGAGGCCAUGAUGCCAAUGGAAACUAUGUUGCAUGCUCAGAGCCAUGCAUGGCAAGGUCUAUUAGCAUCCAUGGAUGUUCUGAACUUCUGAGCUUAUCCUCAAUGAUUGCUCCCCAAGAUGAUGAGAGCAGAAGUGACAAAGAUGCAGCUGCCAAUGUAUCUCGUGUUGUUUCAAGGCGGGAUAUGGCAACUCAAAUGAGCCCUGAGGCUAGUCCCCACUCAUCUCCAAGGAGACGCUCAUCAUUCUCUUCUUCGACGCCCUCUAUUGUACCAUUUGUGGAAGUGCAGAGUUUCCAUCCCUCUAGAGCAGAAGUCAAGGAUGUGGCGGUUGAUGAACGGGUCACCAUGACAAGGUGGUCAAAGAAACAUAGGGCUCGAAUCCCUGGGAGCAGCCUGGAAAAUAUUGAUAACUGGAAAACUCAAGCCACGGAGAUGCAUUCUGCUGGCCGGGAAAUUUCAGAAACAAAAUCUGCUUCCAAGAUCAAGAGGGAAGAAGCCAGAAUAACUGCUUGGGAGAACUUGCAAAAGGCAAAAGCUGAGGCAGCAAUCCGAAAACUUGAGAUGAAACUCGAGAAAAAGAGAUCAUCAUCCAUGACUAAGAUUAUGAACAAAUUAAGAACUUCCCAGAAAAAAGCGGAAGAGAUGAGAAGCUCAAUGGUAACUACCCAGGGUCAUGAAGUUACAAGAGCCUCCUCCCGCAAAGCCUUAUCCUUCCGCCCAACACGCAGAAUGGGCUCCUUGAGUGGCUGUUUUACAUGCCCUGCAUUUUAGUCACAUGAAGGUACCCUUCAUUCUGUCAUGUGGAGGUUCAGUUGUCAGGUUAAUGGUAUUUAUGGACAGUGUACAUACGGCUGGGAUCCACUUCGACACUCGAAGCGUUAUACAGUUUCGUAUCUGCUUCAUCCAUCGCUGUAUUCAAAGGUACAUGGUAUUUUGUAACAUUCUGCAAGCCGUCAAAAAUUGAAUCUGUAUGUAAUUGAAUCGAUGAAUAGUGUUGUAUCAUGUGUAUUAUUGCUCCUUGACUUUAGUUUGUGAAAAUUAAAAUGUGUAUGUUGUUUCAUAAACAUGAUGCUUCUAUAUCAAAAUUUUGUAGCUUAAUGUCUCAA